AAACCCAACAGAAAAUAGAGUGAAUAAUUCCUGGUGACACAAAGUGGAGCGAAACACGUGGGAGGGAGGGACAAACAAACCCACAACGUCCACAAAAACCACCCGGCCAAUGAAGCAAGAUCCCCCCCUCCAACAAUCCAACCCUAAUCCUGAUUUCUUCACCUUCAAUUCCAAUCCCAUUACCAAUCCCAAAUCUAAUCCAAUCCCGCCGCUUCCUAGAAGCGUUGGCAUUGACGGCAAUGCCAAUGCUUCGGGAUUAGCAGCCGCCGCCACGUCAUCGUCUUCAACCUCGUUCACCACGUCCACAUCGCUGAGCUUGGCGUCAAUGCUGGGCAAUUCCGCCUCCCCUUUCAUCCGGGAAGACGCGGACGGGUCCCACCACCACCACAAUCACGGUGUGAGCCACAGGAAGGCCCACUCCGAGGUGAGCUUUCGGCUGCCGGAGGACAUGAUGGAUCUGCCCGCCGCGGCGGCUGAUCCGUUCAACGGAGGAUCGUCGACGGCGAGUCUAGAGGAGAUGGGAUCGGAGGAGGACCUGUUCUCCACGUACAUUGACCUGGACAAGCUCGGUGGGUCCAAUAAUUCCUCGGAUCAGAAUAGUGGCGGCAAUGAUGGGCCUGAUGGUGGGGCUAAUGGUGGGCCCAAUGGCAAUGCCGGUGGCGGUGAGGAAGGAGGAGGAGGAGAGAAGAGGCCGUCCAGGCACCGGUAUAGCAGCUCGGUAGAUGGGUCGUCGACGUCGACCGGCUUGUUCGGGGAGGUCAUGGAGGCCAAGAAAGCUAUGCCUCCUGAUAAGCUCGCAGAGCUCUGGGCCCUUGAUCCCAAGCGUGCCAAAAGGAUACUGGCAAAUCGGCAGUCUGCUGCUCGCUCAAAAGAAAGGAAGUCCCGCUAUAUACAAGAACUUGAGCGCAAAGUUAAGACCCUUCAAACAGAAGCCACGACUCUUUCUGCUCAACUUACAUUAUUCCAGAGGGACACCACAGGUCUGAGUACUGAAAACACAGAACUUAAACUUCGGUUACAAUCUAUGGAGCAACAAGCUCAGUCGCGCGACGCAUUAAACGAAGCUCUAAAGAAGGAGGUUGAGAGGCUCAAGAUUGCCACAGGGGAGAUGAUGAGCCCUUCUGAAUCAUUCAACUUGGGAAUGCACCAGAUGCCAUACAACCAUCCAUCAGCUUAUUUUCCACUUCAACAACAACCAGGACCGGCUAGUCACCAGACCAUGCAGUUGCGACAAUUCAAUCAUUCCCAGUCUUGUAUGCCUACCCAACAUCUGCAUCAGUCAAAUUCUCAUACUCGUCUUUCAGAUAUGUUGCAGAAUGGCCCUGUCAGUCAGUUACAGGGACUCGACAUUGGUAGUAAAGGAGCACCAGUCGUGAAUUCUGAAGGCCCCUCUCUUUCUGCUAGUGAAAAAAGUUCCCCCUUUUGACACACAAACUGGCUGCCGAGCUGCUCACCUGCUAACUUGUCCAUUGCACACGCUGUCUGGUAGAUUUGUUCAUAGAUUGAUAUCCGAUCGUUUAGAGAGCCCACUCCAUAUUUAUUUCAUUAUUUAUUAGAUCUGUGUCAAGCAUUCAUUCUUCAUUGUUUAUUCUUAGGGCUAUUCCCCAAAACGGGGAAGCACCCUUUUCAUCAGUCUGCUCGACGCGGAAAUUUUGUGUAUGGGGAGUGCUGUAAAUUCUGGGAAUGGAAGGUCAUUGCCAUGGGCAUGGAGAUGCUACCAAUUCAUGAAAGCAUUCUCUUCCUUUGUAUCAUGUUUUUAUGUAAUACCUUGCAACUUUGUGUACUACUGCAACAUGUUUCUUUUCCUUUCUUCUGUAUUCAUACUUCACCCAAAAUCCUAGGAUUAAAGGGAAUGGAAUAUAAGAUUUACUCUUCUUCUCA
Molecule: messenger RNA, 1881 nt
Organism: Pyrus x bretschneideri (Chinese white pear)
Lineage: Eukaryota; Viridiplantae; Streptophyta; Magnoliopsida; Rosales; Rosaceae
Product: transcription factor RF2b
Exons: 4
Coding region: 110-1426 (438 amino acids)
Biological process (GO): regulation of DNA-templated transcription
Cellular component (GO): nucleus
Molecular function (GO): DNA-binding transcription factor activity
Source: RefSeq, a predicted model, not a curated record